AUGUGGGCCUCACUUACGUUUCUCCUCGUCUGUCACUUUCUCCUCUCUCACAUUGCGGCGCAACCUCAACUGCCCAAAGUCUCCCCGCCGCACUUGACCAUGAAGGAACAUCCACCGUUGCCCAUUCGCGUUCUUACGCACAAUAUCCGCUAUGCCAGCAGCGGUGUUUUUCAGGGUGAGAGGCCGUGGCAGUUGCGCCGCGUUCCCAUCAUCAACCUCUUUCACGUCGAGACACUGUACAACCCGGAGAGCUUCAUUUGUCUCCAAGAGGUCCUGCACGGCCAGCUCGAUGAUAUCGACGCCGGGUUGAGAAUGCGUGGUGGAACAUGGGCAUUUAUCGGGGUGGGGAGAGACGAUGGAAAGAGGGCCGGGGAAUAUUCUCCAAUUUUCUACCGUCCAACGGUCUGGGAGCUGGAAAAAUGGGAAACUGUCUGGUUGUCAGAGACUCCCAAAGUGCCGUCCAAGGGCUGGGACGCCGCAUCCAUUCGUAUCGUCACCAUCGGUGUCUUCCGCCAUCGCCAAAGUCGAAAAGGGGUCCUCGCCAUGUGCACUCAUCUCGACGACCAGGGUUCCACUUCGCGCAGGGAGUCUGCCAAGCUUAUUCUGAAAAAAGUCGACGAAUACCUCACCGGCGAAUGCAAGGACAGGAUUUCCGGUGUUUUCCUCGCGGGCGACUUCAACAGCGAGGUUAACCAGGAAGCAUAUCAGACACUCGUGGGCACGACUUCUCCAUUCGUGGACACUCGAGAGCAGGUUGAGCACUACUUCCACUAUGGGAACGAAAUCACUUACACUGGGUUUGGAGAUGAAGAAAAGCCCAGUCGCAUUGAUUACAUUCUGGUCGGGCCGCGAAACAAGGGUGGGACUCCGUGGACUAUGGAAGCGUAUGGCGUCCUUCCAAACAAAUUCGACGACGGUCUCAUCAGCUCCGACCACCGCUUGGUUGUUGCAGAUGGUAUCUUGAAGUAA
This is a messenger RNA of Ophidiomyces ophidiicola, 969 nucleotides long. RefSeq lists its product as uncharacterized. Lineage: Eukaryota; Fungi; Ascomycota; Eurotiomycetes; Onygenales; Onygenaceae. The transcript has a single exon. Gene Ontology annotation, molecular function: 3'-5'-RNA exonuclease activity. The record is from RefSeq and is a predicted model, not a curated record. Bases 1 to 969 code for a protein of 322 amino acids.